AUGGCGCCUUCGAUCAUUCGCCUUCCGAAUGGACGGUCUCUCACCGUAGACACUGUUUUUGGUGGUCUAUACUUCAAAUACCACGAGUUCUCCAACCACGUCGACCCCCCCUCCCUCCUCCCACGUGGCUGGACCGUCGUCCUCAACUCUGCUGAUGAAGAGGUCCCAAAAUCCGAAUUCGAAUCAAUAGACCCAGAAAGCGAAGAACACGACCCGGAACGGCAGCCGAUCCGGUCGACUCAAUCCUACAGCCACGACGAGUCCAUGCGACCGCGUCCUCGCACGACACUACACCGCUUCAAACGCCCAUCCCUCCGCAAUGACCAUCUCUACAUCUCGGGGAUUUCACACCCGAGCAACGAAGAGUCCCAACCGACGCAAUCGCCGACGCGGCGGAUCGCCAUGUUGCUGUGGUGUACGCUCCUAUGGUACUUCCAGCAGCCUCCGCCAGAUCCGUGGAUGAAGACAGCGGAGUCGACGAAUACACCGGAUCAGGGGAAGCCGAGAGGGGAUUGGCGGAUUAACAUCAAUCAGGAAGGAAUUCUCAAAGGGGGCAGGACCUUGCAGAAGUUGGAGCGUAUGGGGCUGAUAGCGAGCGAGGACAGCUGUGUGGGCGCGGAAACGGACGAACGGUCUGGGGAAGGGUGGAUGGACAUGUUCGUCAGCCAGCGGUCGUUCUGGCAGAUCGAUCCACGGAUCUUCCUCUUCAGUCUAUUACCGAUAUCGGCCUUGCCGAUUCCUUCGGGCACGCCACAUACCUCUCGCCCAAGCUCCCCAGGCCGGCAUUCGGAUGCAGUACUCGAUACUGGCAUGGUUCAUGGGUUAUGGUCUUCGAGCACGCCUGAUCCAUUCCAUUCAACCAGCCAUCUCCCUACCUUUUACCCUCCCGUACCUCCGCAAUACAUCUUCACCAACGGCGUCCGACACCCUAUCCGCCCGAAACCACCACGCCAAGGGGAGACUGUCUAUAUCCGGUUUGUCCCUAGUGUCGGUCAAUUUCUCUCCUUCCGCGUCGCCAGUUCCUCCCGCAAAUCCCCGGCAUUCGAAGGUCCCAGGGCCAUGAGCAUCGACUCCCGCGUUACAACAAGCACGAUGUCUGACACCGUGGUGCCCUCCUUCCAAAACCUUGAUAUCUCCCCUUGUGACCCCGAUCUCCUCCAUCAAUGGAUGAACAACCCCCGCAUUAGCUACUACUGGGGCUGCCAAGGGCCGCAAGAAAUCCAAGACAAAUUCCUCAGGAGCGCACUCAAGAGCCGCCACAGUUUCCCGUCGAUCGGGUGUUGGGAUGGACGACCGUUUGGUUACUUCGAGAUAUACUGGGUCAAGGAGGAUAGCUUGGGGAAACAUUUAGGUGGGGGAGUGGGGAACUAUGAUAGAGGGAUCCAUUGUUUGGUGGGGGAACAGGAGUUCAGAGGGCCGCAGAGGGUGAAGUUGUGGCUGACAGCGUUGGUACAUCAUUGUUGGAUAUCGGAUAAUCGGACGGAGGUAGUGGUGAUGGAACCGAGAGUGGACAACAAGAAACUCGAGCAAUAUUGCCUGGAGGUUGGAUUUUUCAAGGAGCAGGAGGUGACUCUCCCGCACAAGCAGUCAUACUUGUUGAAGAUUCGGAGAGAUACUUGGGUUGCGCCGGAAAUAUAA
This is a messenger RNA of Eremomyces bilateralis CBS 781.70, 1638 nucleotides long. RefSeq lists its product as uncharacterized. Gene Ontology annotation, biological process: siderophore biosynthetic process. Bases 1 to 1638 code for a protein of 545 amino acids. The record is from RefSeq and is a predicted model, not a curated record. The transcript is spliced from 2 exons. Lineage: Eukaryota; Fungi; Ascomycota; Dothideomycetes; Eremomycetales; Eremomycetaceae.